This is a messenger RNA of Cyclocybe aegerita, 315 nucleotides long. The record is from the annotation of a GenBank genome assembly. NCBI's taxonomy places the organism in Eukaryota, Fungi, Basidiomycota, Agaricomycetes, Agaricales, Hemipholiotaceae.
AUGUCUUCAUCCUCAUCAUCCACCGUCUCCCUCUUACCGUCUUCAUCUUACCCUUCCUCAUCGAAGAACUGGGAAUCUUCAUUCGGCACCCUCGCUUCAUCAUUCGGAUUCGUCGGCGGUGUUCCUUCGCUACCGCAGAAAAAGUCUAGCUCGACGAAGUCCUCGAAGGUGUCAAAAUCGCCCAACGCGACCGCGCACGCACAACCCAAGGUGUCCAGUCUUCCUUCGCCCAAAAAUUACGAGGCGGCCUUUGCCAGUUUGUCGUCGGCGUACGGGUCUGGCGGUGGUGUUCUAUCUGUAGCCCAGAAGAAGUAG